CGCCAAAAGGAAAAAUCCGGUUUUUCCUUCCCUUGCUCCUUUUGACAGGUUGCGCUUGCUUUGCUUGCGUUGCUUGCGUUGCUGAGGGCCACGUUCAGCCUCAGCUCUCCUUCUCUUCUCAUGCACCCUCAUAUUUAACAACUUCGCAAUUCAUCGGCUUUGCAUUUCAUCUCUGUUAUCGCUCGAUACGACACGUGUGUGCCGAGCGCAAAACUAGCUGGUGGCUGAAUGGAACACCCAUCUCGAACAAUCCUUGAGCAGCACAUUGCACCUCUCCCAACCGACAUUAGCAGGCCCACGUCUGCCGAAACUGCCUGUCGUCUAAAGGACCAAGCCAUCUUCCGCUUGUAGGGAGGGACCAUCUGACGCGCUUCAGCGUGAUGAUCUCUCCUGAAAGUAGCGCCGUUAGCGACACUGAAAGCCUCGACGCGUCCACUGCCAAAAGUGCCACCAAGCCAAAACCCAAGCGGGCGAAUCACAAUGAAUUGGAACGAAAGCGCCGCCAGCACCAAAAAUGCAAACUGGAAGAGUUGAGGGAAGCGGUCCCAAGCUUGCAAACGAAAGACAAACCGUCCACCGUCGUUAUCAUGCAAAAAGCAAAGGAAUACAUUGAUCAGCUCAAACGGCGGAUUGUUGAGUUAGAGAUGGACAUGGAUCGGAUGCGGCGAGGCCAGUUUGCAGGCCAGCUUACAAAGUCCUAUCCUGUGGUUGCCCACGGAGCGGAUCCGCUGAUUGAACGUCUUCGGCGAGAGAAUAACGAGCUGAAAAUGGCAGUGCAAAAUUUGCAAAAUCAAUUAUUGAAGCAGCACAGUAUGCUCCAGCAUUACUCUCCUGCGCUUGAUCCGCUUCAGCCUGUCGUUUUGUCAGGGACACUGUCAAUGUCACCUGUUGAGCUUAACAAACCCAGGGACCUGAACACUCCGUCAAAAUUGCUCACGGGAACUUUUCAUACGGGAAUGCAUACACGAACUCUCAGCGGACCAUCGUCAUUUGAUAGUCAGAAUCUACAGCAGCGGUUUCUGAAUAAUGCUCCCGCCUCAUCUCUACCGCACCAACAAUCGUUCUCAAUUACGUCGUCACCCUAUGACACUCCCACCGGACUCACUUCCCCAGUUGAGCUGCAGCAACCAUCCAUACUCUCUGCUCAAGGUACCCCAUAUCCCAUGGACAUGGGGACCUCGGCGGCCAGUACUGGAGCAGUAUCGUUUAAUCAUUCACUUCAGUCUUCUGUACAAUCUUCGCAAGGCGGACAGUCAUACGCGACAGAAUUGAAUCAAUCCGUUAAGCAGGAACAUGGUGAAUGGAAUUUGCAGUUACAGUCAAUGCAACCAUUAAUGCCUACGUCCGACGCUCCUCUUACACCACUGACACCAAAUGACCUCGUUUUACCAACACAACCAAAAAAAAGGAAAUCUAAUCAUGAUUUUCAUUCAGUUCGAAAUGUCACCUAUUCCACUGUACCGCCAACUAAUACAAAUCCCAGCAUGGUAUCGUCUCCGACAUUAUCGGAUUUCAGCUUCCUCCAGGCUUUGCAGCUUACCGACAAGGCACCAAAUGAACCCGCUGACCUGUCUUCUCUGGAGCUAGGAGGAAACAUUCCGGUACCCGAGAUCAAGUGCACAAUCUGCGACAAGGGAUAUGGAGAAACAGUUAUGUUAGACUGUGACCGCUGCCACAAUUGGUUUCACGGCGCUUGCGUCUCACUUACUGAUGUAAAACUGAUACCAGAGUCGUGGCUUUGUCCUAGUUGUCAAGUACUACGAUAGAUGCUGUUCAAAAGUUUAAUGAUACGAUCUGUAUAAAAUACUUUUAUAAUUAGUAGAAAUAGUAUAUUUAGAGAUACCCCCUACGUAGCAUCUGGCGAAAGGACUCUAUGUUACUGUGUUAAUAUCGCUAGAUAUGAAACUGGGGAUUGUCUCUAACGUUUUUAGACUACCAGUUAUUUACACCCAA
Molecule: messenger RNA, 1953 nt
Organism: Spizellomyces punctatus DAOM BR117
Lineage: Eukaryota; Fungi; Chytridiomycota; Chytridiomycetes; Spizellomycetales; Spizellomycetaceae
Exons: 6
Coding region: 381-1766 (461 amino acids)
Biological process (GO): positive regulation of transcription by RNA polymerase II
Cellular component (GO): RNA polymerase II transcription regulator complex
Molecular function (GO): protein dimerization activity; DNA-binding transcription factor activity
Source: RefSeq, a predicted model, not a curated record